Entrophospora candida is the source of this 411-nucleotide messenger RNA. The record is from the annotation of a GenBank genome assembly. NCBI's taxonomy places the organism in Eukaryota, Fungi, Glomeromycota, Glomeromycetes, Entrophosporales, Entrophosporaceae.
AUGGUUCAUCUUCUAAACGAUUACAACACAAACUUACCUCACGAGAUUUCAAAAAGACAAAUAUUUUCUAAAUUAAUCAUUUGUCAUAUUGAUGAAAGCUCAAUAUAUGAUGAUUCACAGUCUACAAUAAAUCAAGUUGAGAAUCUUUUUGAAAAAUAUAAUUGUCAAUUUAUUGGAGUAAAAUUAGAACAUAUAUAUUCACCAGAUUACACUUUUAGUGGCUCAUGUAAUAGAGAUUUAGAAGUGAUAAAUAAUAAUUUUGAUAGAUCAAAGCAAACAAAAGAAAAUUCAAAUAAUAAUAUCAAUGCUUUACUUGAUGGAAUUCCUAAUAACAAAUUAACAACAAAACAAGAUUUUAUAUGGCAUUUAAAAUUAAAUUUAUUAACAAAUAUUGCACGAAAGAAUGGGUAA